AUGAGCGUAUGUACAAAAUGUACGACUGCAUUUCCAGCUGGAUCUCGCAUUACAGAAUUCGAUGGUAAACAAUAUCAUCCGGAAUGUUUUUCUUGCGUUGAUUGUAAGAAAGGAAUUACAUCGCAAUUCUAUCCAUUUAAUAGUGACUAUUUAUGUGCGGCAUGUCAUGAACAACGUUUUCCACGUAAACGUUGCGGUAAAUGUAACGCAGUGAUUACAUCGGCCGGUAUUACAUUUGCUGGCGCUUCUUAUCAUGCGGCUUGUUUCUUAUGUGUAACAUGCAAACAGCCAAUAUCGGCUCAUUCGAAAAUUUCAAUGGUCGACGGUCAGCCUUGUUGUGCUAAAUGCUAUGAAGAUUCACAUGCAAAACGGUGUAGUCUUUGUCAGAAACCAAUUAUUGCCGAUGUUGAAUAUCUUGAAUUUGAAGAUAAAUAUUGGCAUAAAGAAUGUUUUACAUGUUCAAAAUGCCAGAAAUGUAUCGCCGAAGAAAGUUUUUAUCAAGAUGGAAAUUUAAUUUUAUGCAAAGAUUGCAUUUAA
Rotaria socialis is the source of this 537-nucleotide messenger RNA. The record is from the annotation of a GenBank genome assembly. Lineage: Eukaryota; Metazoa; Rotifera; Eurotatoria; Philodinida; Philodinidae.